Molecule: messenger RNA, 2789 nt
Organism: Electrophorus electricus (electric eel)
Lineage: Eukaryota; Metazoa; Chordata; Actinopteri; Gymnotiformes; Gymnotidae
Product: keratin, type II cytoskeletal 8-like
Biological process (GO): intermediate filament organization; keratinization
Cellular component (GO): keratin filament
Molecular function (GO): structural constituent of skin epidermis
Source: RefSeq, a predicted model, not a curated record
AACCACCCACUGGCAUGUCUUCACAGACGCAUUCCCUUUUUUAAUGAAGAAAAGCACAAGUGGAAUUUAUCUUCUCUGCUUUUUCACUCUUUUUUUUGGUCCCUUGUACCUGUGGCAAAGCCCCAGGCAGUCUUCGUUCGGCUUUCAUUCUAUACCUGUUUGACAGCACUCUCUCGCUCCUUCUUCUGGACACACAAAGGAUGGCAACUACAAGCUACAGCGUGCGAAGCAGCAGAACUGGCAGCGGUGGUGGCGGUGGCGGCCUUGUCAGAAGCAGCUUCACCAGCAGCUCAGCCUAUGCCAUUCCCACAGGCGGUACCCGAAUCAGCCAGGUCCGCCGGGUAGGGCUAGGCUCCGCUGCCGGUUCCGGAUUUGGUGCCGGAGGUGGUGGCAGCUUCAGCAGCCGGAGCAUCAGCGGAGGCGGUGGAGGCCUCGGUGCAGGCUUUGGUGGAGGCUUCGGUGGAGGCUUCGGUGGAGGCUUCGGAGGAGGCUUCGGAGGAGGAGCUGGAGGUGGUGGAUUUGGCGCUGGGGGUGCAGGAGGCCUUGGCGGUGGAUUUAUCCCACCCCCUCCCAUCACUGCCGUGACAAUCAACCAGAGCCUCCUGGCUCCUCUGAACCUGGAGAUUGACCCCAACAUUCACGUUGUCCGCACCCAGGAAAAAGAGCAGAUCAAGAGUCUCAACAACCGCUUUGCCAGCUUCAUUGAUAAGGUACGUUACCUGGAGCAGCAGAACAAGGCUUUGGAGACCAAAUGGCAGUUCUUGCAGGAGCAGACCACCACUCGCUCCAACAUCGAUGCCAUGUUCGAGGCCUACAUUGCCAACCUGCGCAGGCAACUGGAUGGCUUGGGAAAUGAGAAGAUUAAGCUUGAGGGAGAGCUGAAGAACAUGCAGGGUCUAGUUGAGGACUUCAAGAAAAAGUAUGAGGAUGAGAUCAACAAGCGUGCUGCUUCUGAAAACGAGUUUGUCCUGCUCAAGAAGGAUGUUGAUGCUGCCUACAUGAACAAGAUUGAACUUGAAGCUAAGGCUGAUGCUCUUCAGGAUGAGAUCAACUUCCUCAGGGCAGUCUAUGAGGCUGAACUGGCAGAGCUGCAGGGUCAGAUCAAAGACACAUCAGUGAUUGUGCAAAUGGACAACAGAAGGCACCUGGACAUGGACGCCAUUGUGGCUGAAGUCCGUGCUCAGUAUGAGGACAUCGCCAACCGCAGCCGUGCUGAGGCUGAGAGCUGGUACCAACAGAAGUUCGAGGAGAUGAAGUCCUCAGCUGGUGACUUCACCGAGGACCUACGCUCAGCCAAGACCGAGAUAGCUGAUCUUAACAGGAGGAUUGCCCGCCUGCAGAAUGAGAUCGAGGCCGUCAAAGGACAGCGUACUAACCUUGAAGGUCAGAUUGCUGAUGCAGAAGAGCGCGGUGAGAGAGCAGUACAGGAUGCCAAGAAUCGCAUUAAACAACUGGAGGAAGCCCUCCAGAGAGAUAAGCAGGAAAUGGCCCGGCAGGUGCGUGAGUACCAGGAGCUCAUGAACGUCAAGCUGGCUCUGGACAUUGAGAUCGCCACCUACAGGAAACUCCUGGAGGGAGAGGAGAACAGAAUCUCCAGUGGAGGACCUCAGGCUACCAUCCAUGUGCAGCAGACCUCUAGUGGGUUUGGCUAUGGUGGUGGAGCAGGUGGUGGCGGUGGUGCAGGAUUUGGAAUGGGAGGAGGAAUGGGAGGAGGAAUGGGAGGAGGAAUGGGAGGAGGAAUGGGAGGAGGUUUGUCCAUGUCCGCUGGUGGUGGCCUCAGCAUGGGCGGCAUCAGAGGUGGCUCGACCAUCACAAGAAGUUCUAUGUCAUCUACCAGCAGCUCCAGACACUUCUAAGCAGAAACGUCCUGAAUCCCUUAUCUGCCUUCCUGCACCUACAUUGACACCUUUUCAUCUGACAUCAUCUGUGGUGCUAAACUACUGUCCAGCAACCAUUUUUUGAAUGAUCCCAAGAGAGGCUACACUGUUUCUUAAAAACAAAUUUGCUUCUGUCCCCCUCCCCCUUCUACACAAAGCAAUAAAACGACUACAGGGAGCUCUAGUGGUUAGAUGUCAGUCGUCUAUGAAUUGCUCCUCUCUAGCCAGCCAGGGAACUGUGCCAGGUAUAUGUAGGUUCAGCAGACGCAUUUCUUUCAUUCCACACUUAACUACUUAACUAUAAUUAGACCAGGAAGAAUGCAAAGGGAAAUGUUUGAUUUCAGUGUUCGAAUGUUAUUUUCUGUACUGACGAUGAUUGGGAAAAAGUCAAAAUGACAGCGGCUCUACAUUAAAAACAAUAAGGCCACACUCAAGAACAAGACAUUAUCAUGUUGACCCGAAGCAGCUGUAGAACAAAGAUCUCAAUAAAGGUCUAAAAAGGGCCCAGAUUUGUAGAAGUUUUCUGUUCCAAUAAGAAAUCACUGUAUCUUUUAUAAUCAUAAAAUGGCUGUCAGUUCCACAUUAUCCAAAAGACCAUAACUGAUGAAGCAAGCUUCAGUUAACUAUCCUGGUCCUGUGAUUAUAUUGUGAGUAGAUUUGUUUUGGUAAAACCAUCCCUCCUAUUAGCUUUGGAGGACAAGCCUCUUAGUGCAGAAGCACUGGCUGAUCUGGCAGCUGUAUGAUCCAUUAUCUUUGUAACUGUCUACAAGAGCCCUGACUCUCUCUUUUUCUUUAUGCUCAAAUUACCAUCAGAGCAGAAUUAAGGGUAUUGAUCCCUUUUUCCUCAGGCUGUGCCAUACUACUUCAUGCAAAAACUAAAGCAAAAAUAAAAUAAAAGAUGUUAAGACCAGA